AGCAGAAGAAGAAGAAUUAGAAUUUUUUUGAGUUUCCGGUCGAUUCGUUCAUUCAUUCCAAUAUGGUUCCUCUCGCGCUCUUCUUCAUUCUGUUGACGGUCCCUGUUUUGGAUUUCUCUGGCGACCCACACAAGCUCACAUUAAAGCCUGGAGAGGACGUCCUUCUUCACUGUCAGGUUCCCAGAGAUGGUGACAUCGCAGUGAUAGUGUGGAGCAGACCUGACCAGGAGUCACAGAAAUAUGUUUUACUAUACAAAGAGAACCGCACACAUGAGAAGUACCAGCUCCCCUCAUAUCGUGGUCGAGUGGAGCUGAGUGAUCCGGAGAUGAAGGACGGAGACGUUUCUGUUGUUCUGAAGAACGUCAGCGUCAACGACACCGGAACAUACGAAUGUGGAGUUAUAAUCAGCGGGAGACCUGAACCUGAAGUAAUCAACACCAUCACGCUGAACGUGACCGACUCAGACCCACACAAGCUCACAUUAAAGCCUGGAGAGGACGUCCUUCUUCACUGUCAGGUUCCCAGAGAUGGUGUCAUCGCAGUGAUAGUGUGGAGCAGACCUGACCAGGAGUCACAGAAAUAUGUUUUACUAUACAAAGAGAACCGCACACAUGAGAAGUACCAGCUCCCCUCAUAUCGUGGUCGAGUGGAGCUGAGUGAUCCGGAGAUGAAGGACGGAGACGUUUCUGUUGUUCUGAAGAACGUCAGCGUCAAUGACACCGGAACAUACGAAUGUGGAGUUAUAAUCAGCGGGAGACCUGAACCUGAAGUAAUCAACACCAUCACGCUGAACGUGACCGACUCAGGUCACGCAGCUGGAGGCACUGAUGGAGGGGACAAGGAUGUAGGAGGCAUCCUUAGACCUUUUCUUCUUCCAGUUAUUAUUGUGAUUUUUAUUGCUCUGUUCGUUGCCUUUAAGAAGAGCUCAGAGAAGCCUGUUGCUGCUGAAAAUGAAAAAAAUAUACUUUUUCAAGAUUCAACACCUUUUAUUAAUCCCCCAACGGGGCAAUUGACAGCGUUGCAACAGCAAGGGAUAGGGGGAAAGUACAAAAUGACACUUUGAGAUAAACAAAUUAUAAGCAGUAGAUAGAUAUUAGGGCCGGGACUCGAUUAAAAAAAUUAAUCUAAUUUAAUUACAGGCUUUGUAAUUAAUUAAUCGAAAUUAAUCGCAUUUUAAUUGCAUAAACAUUUGACCUGAGAACAGUGAGAAGUAAUUCUUUUCACAUGGAUUUUUAGUAUACCAUUGAAUGAAUGAAUACAUAAGUUUAAGCAACAAAAUAUUGUUUAUUUUUGUUCAACCAAAACCAGCAGACCAGUGCAAUUUUUGCCAUUAAGUGUAGCAAUAGCAUAUUUAGAAAUAUAGUACAUUUCAGAAAUUCAGGUAGCCUAUAGGUAGGUAGACCUUCUGUAAACUAUGUUUUUUUUUUUAAAGUAAAACACAAUACUUUCAAGUCCAUUCAGACUUAGUUACCCUGGUCCUUAAACAAGUCAUCUGGUGGAGUGUAGGUUGGGUGUGGGUCCUUGUACUCGGAGUCGGGCUAACGUCCACGCUAGCUGCUAAAUGUUUUGCGUUGAGGUGAUCCUUGAGGCUCGAUGUGCUGCGGUGAUAUGUGAAUUCCUCGUUGCAUAGCUCGCACACAACCGCGCUCUUAUCGACGCUUCCAUCUGUUGGUUUUUUAUAACAAAAUUUCCCAUCCACGGGGCCAACCAAAGCGGUCUGGUCGGCUUCUUGGUUCAUGUUCUCUGUGGUUUGUUGUUGUCUGAAGUCAUGAACGCUAGUUGGUGCUCCAGUAUAAUCGGUCCGCCCAAACUCAUCCAGUGAGAAAUGUCCCGCGGUGCGAAAAUAAGUGCGAUUAAAAUGCGUAAAAAAUGUUUAACGUGUUAUUUUUUUGUGUAAUUAAUUAACGCAUUAAAGUCUGUAAUUAAUUAAUCUUAAUUAACGCGUUAAAGUCCCGGCUCUAAUAAAUGUAUAAGAAUAAUAAAUUUUAUAGUAAAUGGUAUUAACAUGAUUUCACAGUCACAUUAUUAAUGCACGGUUAAGACAUUCUGAAAUAAAAGUAUGUAAUGAUCCUGGUUAUUCUACAUACAGUUGGAUUUUUAUACCUUUUCAUUAAAAGGUUAGCAUUGGAUGACAAAAUGUUAUUUAUGAAAAUUCAUCCAAAAGUUACCUUCUACCCCUCAGUGAAGCGUACAUUAAAUUUCUGUAGAUUUGCUGCUACGAACAUUUGUUCACGACCAGUUAGCAGUUAAAAACUUUUGAUGAAUGAUAUUCCGUCUCACUAAAGAAAAGAACAUCAUCAUGAAUUUGUGUGUGAGUUCAGACACAUAUUUUUGAUAAUUUGAUUCAUGAAUGUAAAUAAAAAAACUUUUGGUCAAGGAUUGUAUUUUAGCAAUAUUUGAAACCACUUCCUAAUGUGACCAAUCAAGACUCUUGAAUCUGCCUGUUUCAUGAUAUUAAAGUGUGCUGUGAUACA
This is a messenger RNA of Perca fluviatilis (European perch), 2475 nucleotides long. Its product is annotated as CD226 antigen-like. The transcript is spliced from 4 exons. The coding region runs from base 63 to 1064 and encodes 333 amino acids. Lineage: Eukaryota; Metazoa; Chordata; Actinopteri; Perciformes; Percidae. The record is from RefSeq and is a predicted model, not a curated record.